Molecule: messenger RNA, 339 nt
Organism: Pyricularia oryzae 70-15
Lineage: Eukaryota; Fungi; Ascomycota; Sordariomycetes; Magnaporthales; Pyriculariaceae
Exons: 4
Coding region: 1-339 (112 amino acids)
Source: RefSeq, a predicted model, not a curated record
AUGGGGUUCUGCGCCUUUGCUUUGCGUAUAUUCACACAGGUGUCGAGUCCUUUCGCAAAUGGCGAGAUCGGGCUGGCCGACGCGGUGGACUGGGUGAGAGCUACCUGUUCCAAGCAACUUGCUGAUGUGAGCAUGUUGUAUUACACCCCCUGCUGGCCCAGCCUUGCCCGUCCUCGUUGCCGUAUUAGCGGCAGAAACAGGGAUGGUACCUUUGGUCAUGGUAUGCUGACGGCCCGCUUCAACCACUCAGAGAGGGACAAAAAGGUGAUUGAAGACGAGAAAACAAAAAGCACCAACAUGCAUCCAAAUAUCAACUUUUGUCCCAUGUGGUUGAUCUAG